ACGUGGUCGCGGGGGCCGGGGGUCGGCUCGGAAUUGAGAUGUGGCUACGCGGGGCCGGGCUCUGAUCGCUGCCGCCAGCUCCGCGCACUGGAGCCUGAGCCCCGCCCAGAGCCCCAGGAGCCACCGUGUGCCUGCUGCUUCCCGGGAUCCGGAACGCCGCCCCGAGUUCCUGCAAACCAGAUAUAUUUUUGCCAUCAUGGAUCGAUUUGGAGAUAUAUCAGAAGGUGAAGUGGACCAUUCUUUCUUUGAUAGUGACUUCGAAGAAGCAAAGAAAUGUGAAAGUAACUCAGCUUUUGACAAGCAAAAUGAUGACCCCAAAGAGACAAUAGACAAAGAUACAGAAAAUGUAAAUUUGAAACUUAAAUCCCCAACAAAGGAAAAUUAUCUUACCGAGGAGGGAAAUGAAAGAAAAACAAAAAUCCCUCCGGAAGACCUCCCUGUAGAGAAUGAUGCUAUUCAAACCAAAAGUUCUUUAUCGGUGACCACCACUUCAAGAUCCAAAAAAUUGCAUGAUGGUACAACAGCACAUAAAAUACACUUGCCCAUUCCAAGUAGAAGUCCUAGAAGUGUUAAAGGUGGGGACGAUUACUCUACAGAUGGAGAAGAAAGCAGUGAUGAUGAGAAAAGGCAUCAUGUGAGGCCCAAGUCAGCUAAACCAUCCAAUAACUUUAAAAAAAGCCUAAGUAAAAAGUAUUCUAAAAUUAGUUCCUCUUCCUCCUCCUCUUUGUCUUCUUCAUCUUCAAGUUCAGGUACUGAUUGUUCAGAUGCAGGAUCUGAUAGCUGUAUAUCUGAUUCGUCUCCAUCAUCAGAGAAGCAUGUAUCUGAUACAACCCUCUUAUCACCAAAACCAAAAUAUAAAUCAGGAAUAAAACUGACAGGAACACAACUGUCAAAUACUAAACCAAAAACGAGUGACUACACUGAGGAAUCUGAAGACACUGUGACAGAUGUAACUCCUUUAUCGACUCCAGACAUCAGUCCUGUUCAGUCCUUUGAACUGGGCAUAUCAGAUGACCAAAAAGUAAAAGUUAAAAAGCAAGAGAACGUGAGUCAAGAAGUAUAUGAAGAUGUCGAGGAUUUAAAAGAUAAUUCAAAACAUUUGAAAUCAGCCAAAAAAGGGAAAGAUAAAAAUGGGCCACAUCUCGCCUCAAAGUCUUCAGUGUUAGAUUCUAGUUUAGACCACAGAUAUAAACAGAAAGUCUUACAUGACACAAUGGACCUGAAUCAUCUUUUGAAAGCUUUUCUGCAAUUAGAUAAAAAAGGACCACAAAAACAACACUUUGAUCAGCCGUCCGUAGUACCUAGGAAGAACUACUCUUUCACAAGAGAAGAGGUGAGGCUGAUUGAUCGGGAAAAUCAGAGGCUUUUGAAAGAACUGUCAAGACAGGCUGAAAAACCAGGAAACAAAAGUGUAAUUCCUAGAAGAUCCGUUGGGCAGCCUCCUAAGUUGUAUCAUAGCGCUCUUAACAGACAGAGAGAACAGCAAAGGAUUGAAAGAGAAAAUUUGGCAUUAUUGAAAAGGCUCGAAGCGGUUAAGCCAACAGUUGGUAUGAAACGCUCAGAACAACUGAUGGACUAUCAUCGCAACAUGGGUUACCUCAAUCCCUUACCGACCAGACGAGUGAGGUCUACGCUUGGCCAGUACAGCCCAUUACGAGGAGCUUCCAGGACAUCCAGUGCUACCAGUGGUCUCAGUUGUAAGAGUGAGCGGCCAGUGUUUGACACACCCAGCGGCCUGCUGCUGAAACCUAAACCUCCUAAUGUCCGUACAGCUUGGUUAUAAAACCUUGUUUUAAGCAUUAUUUAUACCAUUUUUAUUGAAACGCUCUUGCAUGUUACUACAAGUCUCUGGGAGACAUCUAAUACUGUUUUAAGCAAUUUAAGAUAUACAACUGAGUUGUAAUUGUUAUUCAGUGCAAAAUCGUCAAAAGACAGUUUAAUGUAAAAAUCAGUAUUUCCUAUGAGGAUGUAUUUGUAUGAAAUGUAUACGUAUUUAAUAGAGCAAUAGUAUGCAUGUAUAUUUGCAAUUGCAUUACAUGCAGUGUACAAAUGGAUUCAGUUGUCGUACCAACAGAACGGUGAUUAUUGAGUACCGUUUGCAUGUUUGGCCCCCAGAUGUUGACCAUAUAGUUUGAUUUUAUGUUAUGUAUGUUUUAUGUAAGCUUUAAGCCAUGCGCUUAGCUCCUAAAUUUUUAAGUUUAGUUUUUUUGAUGUAGAACUUAAGUGGUAUAACUUACAACUUAAUUGUAUGAGAGUUAACUUUGUUAUUAUGAAACAAAUCUUAACAUUUGUUUUCAUUGGUAGAGCUGAUUUAGAUCUGUUUAGAUAACUGAGAGAAGAUUAUUCUGCGGCAACAUUUGGGAUUGACCGGAGGCAGAAUUUCUGUUUAAGUGCAAUGAGUCAGAUCUUUAAAUUUGAUCAGCCAUUCCAGACCAUUUUAAACUGUGAAUAUUAGAAAGUAUAACUUGGAAGCUCUACUUUUGUGUUUUUGUAAAUUCAGGUAAAGUACUGUUAGGAUUCUGAUUAAUAAGGUAGGCUUUAGAGCUGCAGUCUAGUGACUUGUGCAUCUUUUGUCCAAAGAGCAGAUCAUUUGGAUCAUAAGCAAAAACAAGUAUCUGUUCAAUCAGUAGAAUAGCACCACCAGCUUGGAGAGCCAGGAAGCAGAGCCUGAGAUUUAGCAAACGGUGGUUUAAGUAAUACUGUUAGCAUGUUGUAAUUUAGUACUGAUUGUAUUAACAGCAAAUAUUUAGAAUUAGAGCGAAAUGCUUCAGAAAUUCUGGCUAGUAUUUAGAAGGGCUGAAAAAGAAAACUAGAAUAUAAACUGUAAGGUCAAGGAAAUAAAUCACACAUUUGUUGUAGCUAUUGGUUUAAAUAUUAGUAUUGUUUUGUUUUUAUCUGUUUGUUUGAUCCUGUUUGGAUCAUUUUACUAGUUAUGCAUUUAUAGGCCUGGUAAUCCUGAUGGAAUUGGUUAUGGCAGAUUGGGCAUAAUAGAAUCGAAUUUUGAAAUUAGAAUUUUUUUUCUGUCAAUCUAUUGGGUCUUAACUACAAAAUAUCAUAUGUCAUACUUAUCACUGGUUUUCAUGACUGAUCUUUUCAGGAUACGUUUAGAAUUUAUUGGAAAGUUUUUCAUACUAAAUAACUCUUUUUAUAUGAAUUUUGGAACUAGUGCCACAAUUGGAUUUUUUAUUUUUCAAUGCUCAAGCUCUGUAGUAUAUAUGCUUCGCUUACUUUUCUUAACCCCUUUAAUAGUAAGCCAAACUGCAUUGUACUGAACAUCAAGUCAAAAAAAAUGUUUUUUGAUCUUUAUUUGUGUUAAUAGAUUUAGGAUAGAGCAUGUAAAUUAUGGGAACAAUGGGGUUAAAGACAUUUAUGUGAACACAGCCCGACUCUGAGGAUUUUCGGGCUCUAACGUUCAUUCGCUGUUACUCGGUGCUCUGUUCUGGUGGAUGUGGUUUUAGACCUGUCUUAGCUAUACUAAGCCAAGGUUAUAUUUCGUUUUGUUUCUUAAUGUACUGAACCUUUUAAGAUUGUAUAACAAGUUAUCUUUAAGGAGAGAUAAAAUAAUGCUGAAUUUAAAACUCAACAUUUGGACAUCUGUCCAAUAGUGAGUCAGUUUUUUCACAUUGGUUUUAAAGUUCUUUGGGAAAAAAAAUACAUAAAAUCUUUUAUGUUUAUAAUAGUAAUAGUUAAUGAGUACAUUUUCUAUAUGUCAUGUGUUAGUAUACAACACAUAGUUUCAUAGAUAAAGGUAUAGUUUGAAUUUAGAUAUUAGUUUAAUGCCUUUAGUUUUUGCUACUUUGAAAUUCACAGAAGUAUUACUGAUUACUGGAAUUUAACUUGAAGCAAAAGUAAGAGCUGCAAUCUUUUUUAAACAGUUUGCAAUUCUGUCAUCAAGAUUACUUAUUCAUGGUGUGUAUAAAUAGGAGAUUAAUAUAUGUCAAGGUACUUUGAAGUUGUUACAGUUUAAGGGGCAUUUUUACGAAGGAAUCGUAUUUAUCUCUUCAUUUUCAUGAACAUAACAAGUGAAGGAUGACCUAACAUUUUAUAUUUGGUUGACUUCUACUCACUAUAUGUACUUAGAAGAUUUGCAUUGUCACUAGAAUGUACACCCUAAUCCAAGGUCUAGUAUUAGGCCAGAUUGUUAUUUUCAUCUGUGGUAAAUGUUAUAUUGACGUCUCCUUUUUGAUAAGACUCUCUGGAAAAUUUUAAACUAUGAAAAUUGUUUCAUAAUGGGUAGCUAUUACUUCAUGUUUCCUUUACUUACUUUUUCAAUCUUUAUAAAAGCUUUGUGAAAGCUUUCUAAGCUACUAUUCCAAAUAAAGUCGCUGGCAUGUUUGUAAA
Molecule: messenger RNA, 4341 nt
Organism: Tupaia belangeri chinensis (Chinese tree shrew)
Lineage: Eukaryota; Metazoa; Chordata; Mammalia; Scandentia; Tupaiidae
Gene: CFAP97
Product: cilia and flagella associated protein 97
Exons: 5
Coding region: 197-1783 (528 amino acids)
Biological process (GO): spermatogenesis
Source: RefSeq, a predicted model, not a curated record